CAGAGCAGAGGCCCGGCUACUGCAUUUCUCCCUCGGCUUACUCGCUCACUCUCAUUCUCUGCAACUUCGACGGAUUCCAAAUGGCUAAAAUUUGUUGAAUUUUAGUGGAUUUUGAGUUCCGGAUUCCUCUGUGUUCUCUUUUCGAAGGUUUCAGUUUUUGUCUCCAUAGAUCUGUGAGGGAGCUGUUGAAAGGUAGUGGCGUGAGUGAGAAACAAUGGGUAAGUCUGCUUCAUGCUUUAAGAUAAUGGCGUGCGGUAGCGAUUCGCAGGACAAAGAUGAUAAUGAUAUUCCUGAGAGUAAGCGUUUGAAUGACAAGCAAGGCUGGAGCUUUCGAAAGAGAUCAAAUCGGCAACGAGUUCUAAGCAACACUGUGAUAGCUGAAAUCCAUUCUCCUGGAAAUAAAGAUAGCUUCGAUACUGCUAGCAUUAACUUCCAUCAACCAUCUAACUGUUCCAUUUUAGAAAAAAGUGCUGCUGUGGAGUGCGCAAAUGAGAAACCUCAAUUACUGGGUACUGAAAAUCCUAAAGAAUCUGAAGCUGUUGAUAUAAUUCAAAAGGAGAGUAAGGUUGAUGUUGAGCUGGAGGAACGCAGUGUUAUUAUCAUCCAGACUGUUAUCAGAGGCCUGUUGGCCCAAGGAGCAUUGCUAAAGCUUAAGAAUGUGGUUAAGUUGCAAGCUGCUGUACGUGGGCACUUGGUUAGGAAACAUGCUGUAGGAACUCUUUGCUGUAUUCAAGCCAUCAUCAAAAUGCAAGCUCUUGUCCGUGCGCGUUGUGCCCGUUUGGCACUUGAACAAGCACAUUCUGAAGAACUGGAUGUCAAGCGAACAAAGGACAGCAAUAGUUAUGAGGAGAAGGAAAAUUUGAGGAAAUCGAGUGUAACAUACGCUUCAAUUGAGAAACUACUUAGCAAUGGCUUUGUUCGGCAGCUUCUUGAGUCUACACCAACUACGAGACCUAUCAACAUUAGUUACUAUCAUUCUAAAUCUGAGGUUACUUGGAAAUGGUUGGAGAGAUGGACAUCUUUCUCAUCAGUCGAUGAUUUGGAGAUAAAGAAAGCAGAGUUCAUGACGGGGGAACAAGGAAGAGAGAAGGAAGAAAACUUCUGUGCGUCUGAAGUUAGUUCUGGGACUGAUUCUAAUGUUCUUUGCAAGGCAGCUGAUUCAAGAACCAGCCCUGGGGAAUCGAUUGUGCAUUCUGAAAGUGAAGAUAACUUGAUUACUUACGAUAUGGAUAGUUCAGAGUUUCAGCCAUGUCAAGUUACCUCUUCCAUGGCAAGGAGUGGGAGUUUAGAGCAGUCAUGGCUUGAGGACACGGGUGCAUCGACUGUAAAAGAGACCUUUAUGGAGGUAAAUUCUCUCCCAGGUCAGAGGAUGCAACUGGUUGCAGAUUCUCAGAUGCAGUGUAACCCGUAUACAGAGAAGCUUGGAACAGAAUUCCUGCAACACAAGAUACCGAGUGGGAUAUUUUCCUCAGAUCAACCUGAUGUGAAGGAUAAAAAGACUAUUUUUGGUACAAGAAGGGCCAGUAAUCCAGCUUUCAUUGCUGCCCAGUCUAAAUUUCAAGAGCUGACUUCAAUGGAAAGUUCGGGUAGAUCAAUCAGUUCAUCAUAUCAAGAUACAGGGGCAGGGUCUUGUAUUGGUGCAGUCUCAUCUGCAUCGGGUACUGCUCUAAGGACAGAGGAGUUGGCCACUACUGAAAACUUCAUCGCACAUGGAUCCAGGACAGUUCAUGUUGGUAGCUCGGAAUGUGGGACUGAACUUUCUAUUACCUCUACUCUUGAUUCACCGGAUUUAUCCGAAGCUGGAGCCUUUGAAUAUGAGCAGGAAACCAAUAUAACAGAGGCAUGUGUCCAUGAUCAUAGCAGCAAUAAGAGCACAGAAAUUGAAGUGGGUAGUGCUCCGACCAGUCUAAUAUCGAACUUAUUUCAACCUGUCUUAGGGUCUCCAGAAAAGCCCGGUGUUGUUUCUAGUGAAUCCAUCAAUAAAAUAAAUGUGGACUCUGCUCAAAAAGAAGUGACGCCGGACAUGAACGGAUCAUAUCUGCAGAGAGAACAGGAUGUUGAAACAGGUAAUUACAGGUUAUCCCCAUCAGCCUCUCCAAGUAGCCAUGUUACUGUUCUCGAUUCCCAAGGAACACCUUCUAGUCAGAUCUCACUAAAAUAUAAUAAGAGAAAAACCGAUACGAGCAGAAGCAACCAAAAGCGCAAGUCCCUCCCUGCUGGUAAGAAAUUACCCUCAAAUCUGCAAUGCAAUGUUGACUCGCCAAAUAAUUUGGAACCUUUGCCAAAAGACCAGAAGAUUGAAAAGAGGCGCAAUUCCUUUGGAUCUGCAAGAGCUGAUCAUAUUGAAGAAGAGUCGAGAGAAAGCAAUACUAAUCAAUCUGUCCCUCACUUCAUGCGAGCUACAGAGUCUGCUAGAGCUAAGGUGCAGCUAAAUAAUUCUCCAAGAUCCAGUCCUGAUGUCCAAGAUGCAGAAAUAUACAUUAAGAAGAGACAUUCCUUACCUGGUGCCAACGGAAGGCAGGGAUCCCCACGCAUCCAAAGAUCAACGUCUCAAGCACAUAAGAGCGGGAAGGGAAAUGAGAGGAAGUGGCAAAGGUAGAUGGUGGGUGAAUUUGUGGCUGCUUGGUGAUCAACAUUUUUUUUUUAAUCACGACUUCAAAGACCGACAAUGUGACGGCAUCAGAGAUCUGAAUGGUGAAUUUGGUUCUGGUUAGUGACCAACAUUAUUUUUUUCCCCAAACUUUGAAGCUGUGCCACCCCACGAAAUCUGACCAUGGUAUUCUCAUAUAGAGUUUGUGCGCCUUUUGGUAUUUGCAUGAGUUCUUGGUUAGAACCAUCAGAGGGGUCCUAAUGGUUUGGACUUGAGUAGGUCGAAAAAAGACACAACGUUGGCGAGAACGACAUUUUGUAGAAUAUAUUAUUCAUUUUCCUUUAGAUCAUUUAAUGUCUCUCCUAGAAGUUGGUUACUGCGAGAAGGGUUUGUCUACAUUUGUUAUGUCUGUGUACAUUGUGAUUGAGGAUCAGUUGAUCGUUAUUGUUAUAUUCUUAUAGAGAAGUGAUUAUUAUCCUUGCUGCA
Molecule: messenger RNA, 3076 nt
Organism: Momordica charantia (bitter melon)
Lineage: Eukaryota; Viridiplantae; Streptophyta; Magnoliopsida; Cucurbitales; Cucurbitaceae
Product: protein IQ-DOMAIN 32
Molecular function (GO): protein binding
Source: RefSeq, a predicted model, not a curated record